GUGUGUAGUGUUAAUCAAAUCAUACAACAAUAUGAUGAAAUUUUCAUCUCUGUUGAUUGUUUUAGUAGCAAUCCAUUUAUGUCCAUGCUAUGAUGCAAAAUGCACCCCUUCUUCUUGCGGCAACCUUUCCAACAUCAGCUACCCUUUCCGCCUCAACGACGACCCCAAAAACUGCGGUGACCGCAGAUUUGAGCUUCGCUGCGAAAACAAUGUCUCCUCCAUCUCUCUCAACUCUCAAAACUACUAUGUCAAAGCCAUCAACUACCAUAACUCCACCAUCAGGCUCGUCGAUGCUUCCAUUAACAACAACGACAUCUGCUCUUUCCCAAGCGUUUCCGCAUAUGCCCGGAACUUCAUCUCCUUCAAACAUGCCUUUAACUUCCUUAUCUAUCUUAAUACUCCUCACCCUCUUCCUUACCUAAGUUUUUCUAGCUCUUUGAACCCUAUUAAUUUCUUUAGCUGCCCAAAUCCAAUGCAUAACUCUUCCCUCUUUACAGAUGUUACUACUCAUUGUGCCUCUAAUCAUUCAUCCCUUCCUCCCAACAAACAUGCUUACAUCAAGGUGGGACACAUGAACGCCUCUGAGUUGCCACAUUUGUGCACACUUGAUCUCAUUGUGAAGACUUCAUGGCCGGGAUUCAAGGAUUUGGGCAACGUUUCGCUGUCUGAAAUCCACCAAUCUCUCUUGUACGGAUUCGAACUUGUCUUCUGCCCCGAGUGCACAAUGAUCUCGCGUGGAUUUUUUGCAUCGUUCUUCUUCGGUAUGUUACCAGUUUUUCUGAUAAUUGUAGGUUUGUUAUGUGGAGUGGUAAGCCCUCCUGUGUUCACCAUCUUUGGAUUCGCAGCUAUAUCAGUGCUCUUAUAUUAUAUACCAAUUCUAAUUUCCACUGUCGACCCGGCCGGAUCUACGUAUGUAACGUAUCGACUGCCUGGCCUCAUCUUAAUCAUCAUAUGUGCAUCAAGGAUCAUAACUUUCCCUUUGGCGGCGUGGCUUUUAAUUUACAAAUUCCGAACAAGGCGUCUCUCCUUACAUGAAGAUAUAGAAUCAUUUCUACAAAGUGACAACAAACUUGCUCCAAUUAGGUACUCUUAUUCGGACAUCAAAAAAAUGACUAAAUGUUUUCGAGAUAAACUAGGCCAAGGAGGUUACGGUUCUGUUUACAGAGGCAAGCUCCGCAGUGGCCAUGAUGUUGCAGUCAAACUCCUAGGGAAAUCGGGAGGAAAAGAGCAGGACUUCAUGAAUGAAAUCGCAACUAUUGGAAGGAUACAUCAUGUCAAUAUUGUCAAAUUAGUUGGAUAUUGUGCGCAUGGCUCCAAAUUAGCUCUUGUCUUUGACUUCAUGACUAAUGGUUCUCUUGAAAAGUACCUCUUCAGUCGAGAAAACAUGAAACCCUUAAAUUGGGAAACAAAGUUUGAGAUUGCAGUUGGAGUUGCUCGUGGGAUUGAGUAUUUGCAUCGAGGUUGCGACAUUCAGAUUCUGCAUUUCGACAUCAAGCCUCAUAAUAUACUCCUCGAUGAUAAAUUUAUCCCAAAAAUAUCUGAUUUUGGGCUUGCAAAGUUUUGCUCUACUGGGAAAAAUGUAGUAAGUUUGACUAUGGCUAGAGGAACUAUAGGUUAUGUUGCUCCUGAAUUGAUCAACAAAAGUAUCGGGGUGGUUUCUUACAAGGCUGAUGUAUAUAGUUUUGGAAUGUUGUUGAUUGAUAUGGUGGGUUUAAACAUAGACUUGAGAGGAAAUAGCGGUCAGUCUAGCCAAUAUUUUCCACACUGGAUAUAUGAUUAUUUUAAGCAAGGUAAGGAUAUUGAAAUUGAAGAAGCAAGAUAUGACAAUGAGAACGAGAGUAUAAAGAAUAUUGUUAAAAAGAUUACCAUAGUUGCAUUGUGGUGCAUACUGAUGAGCCCAGAUGAUCGUCCAUCAAUGAAUAAGGUAUUGGAGAUGUUAGAAGGCGAUGUUGAAUGUUUGCAGAUUCCAUCUCAAUCAACUCAGAUUGGAGUGUGUUUUGACCAAACAGAAAUUACAUAUUCCUCUGAUUCUAUUUCCUUGCUUCAUCAUGAUGAUGCUUUAAUCAGUGUCGAGACCCAAGUUUGAAACAACAAUCAUAUGUUUACAACGGAAUGGCUUUUUAC
Messenger RNA from Salvia splendens (bonfire salvia), 2124 nucleotides. Its product is annotated as LEAF RUST 10 DISEASE-RESISTANCE LOCUS RECEPTOR-LIKE PROTEIN KINASE-like 2.1. The transcript is spliced from 6 exons. NCBI's taxonomy places the organism in Eukaryota, Viridiplantae, Streptophyta, Magnoliopsida, Lamiales, Lamiaceae. Gene Ontology annotation, molecular function: ATP binding; polysaccharide binding; protein kinase activity. The record is from RefSeq and is a predicted model, not a curated record. Gene Ontology annotation, biological process: protein phosphorylation. Bases 32 to 2086 code for a protein of 684 amino acids.